Adineta ricciae is the source of this 1431-nucleotide messenger RNA. Lineage: Eukaryota; Metazoa; Rotifera; Eurotatoria; Adinetida; Adinetidae. The record is from the annotation of a GenBank genome assembly.
AUGUCCAGCGAAGAUUUCAAUAAACGUUUAUUUAAAUAUCUUGAUGAUCAUCAAAAGGACUAUAUCCAACGAUUGAGUGAUGCAGUUGCGAUACCAUCAGUAUCCGCCUGGCCUGAUCAUCGGCCCGAAGUUUUUCGUAUGGUUCAAUGGACGAAAAGUUUCAUGGAAUCAUUGGGUAUUGCAGUUGAAUUAGCUGAUGUUGGAGAACAAAAGCUUGCAGAUGGAACGAAACUCAAAUUACCGGAUGUCAUUCUGGGUACUUACGGAAACGAUAAAUUGAAGAAGACAGUUGUCAUCUAUGGACAUUUGGAUGUCCAACCGGCACAAGUUUCCGAUGGUUGGGACACCGAACCAUUUGUCUUGACGGAGAAAAAUGGCAAAUUGUAUGGUCGUGGUUCUACCGAUGAUAAAGGUCCAGUCAUCAGUUGGCUCAAUGUGAUUGAAGCAUAUCAAAAACUGAAUGAACCAUUCCCGGUCAAUGUUAAAUUUGUUCUCGAAAGCAUGGAAGAAUAUGGUAGUGAAGGUCUGGAAGACUUGCUUAAGUCUCUGAAAAAUACCUUUUUAUCGGGUGUUGAUUAUGUUGUCAUCUCCGAUAGUUAUUGGUUAGGAAAAGAAAAACCAUGUUUACAAUAUGGUCUUCGGGGUAUUUGCUAUUUCUUCAUUGAUGUCGAAUCGUCAACGAAAGAUUUACACUCCGGUUGUUUUGGUGGUACAAUCCACGAAGCAAUGACUGAUCUAAUUGCCGUAAUGAGUACAUUAGUCGAUGAUCAAGGCCGCAUUUUAAUUGAUGGUAUCUAUGAUGAAGUUGCACAACUACUACCAGAAGAAGCAGAAAUUUACAAACGUAUUACUUUUGAUGUCAAAGCUUAUUCUGCGGAAGCUGGUGUUGAUAAAACAAUUCAACAAGAUAAAGAACAAAUUUUGAUGCACCGAUGGCGAUACCCAUCAUUGACUUUACAUGGAAUUCAAGGUGCAUUCGAUGGCGUCGGCUGUAAAACAGUCAUACCUCGUCAUGUUAUUGGAAAAUUUUCUAUUCGCAUUGUUCCUAACAUGAAAAUUGCCACAAUAGAAAAACUGGUUGAAAAGCAUGUAAAAAAUGUGAUGGAGAAACGAAACUCUCCAAAUAAAGUAUCCGUUAAAUUGGAACACGGUGGUGAUUAUUGGCUCGCCGAUCCAAAUCAUCCUCAAUAUGUUGCAGCACGUCGAGCAACAGUUGUUGUUCACGGUAUUGAACCUGAUCUCACACGUGAAGGUGGUUCCAUUCCAAUCACUUUGACAUUCCAAGAGCAAACGGGAAAGAAUGUUCUUUUAUUACCCAUUGGCGCUAGUGAUGAUGGUGCUCAUUCACAAAAUGAGAAAUUCGAUGUUAGUAACUAUAUGAACGGAAUGAAAGUCAUGGGUGUUUACUUUCAAGAAGUUGCCCGAGUCUAA